AUGGUAGUUGGACCUGCUCGUACAGUGGCCGCUGUUAGGGAUGGAGUGAAGAAAGCUUCAGCCAAGCGGUCACCACCGCCGUACCCGAAGCGGCAGCUGUUAAUUCUCGCACUAUGCCGGAUAUGCGAGCCUAUCGCCUUCAUGUCGAUUUUUCCCUAUGUCUACCACAUGGUCAAGGACUUCAACAUCACCAACGACGAAAGCAAAAUCUCCAUGUACGCCGGCUGGGUGACGUCUUCUUUCACCCUGGCCGAGUUUCUGGCGGGCUUCCUGUGGGGACGACUGAGCGACAAGAUCGGCCGGAAGCCGGUUCUUUUGACGGGAAUGGGUGGCACGGGUCUCAGCGUUAUCCUGUUCGGUCUUGCGCCUAGCCUUCCGGUCGCCUUGCUUGCCCGUGCUUUGGGUGGAAUUUUGAACGGUAACAUGGGUGUUUUGCAGACCACUGUUGGAGAGUUGGUGACAGUGAAAGAACAUCAGCCACGGGCAUACACGGUUAUGCCUAUUGUUUGGUGCAUUGGUUCGAUUGUUGGGCCUAUGAUUGGCGGUACUCUUGCAAGGCCGGUAGAUUGGAUUCCGACCGUCUUCCAGCCCGGCAGCAUCUGGGACCGCUUCCCGUAUCUACUGCCUAAUAUCUUCAGCGCCAUGUGUGUGUUUUUCGGCCUCACCGUCGGUUUUCUGUUCCUCGAAGAAACCCACGCCGAAAAAAAGUAUCGACGUGACCGCGGUGUUGAGUUGGGCAAAUAUCUGACCUCUCGUCUUUUCGGAAAGGACAGCAUUUUCCGGAAACGAAUUCGACGGGGAAAGAACGGGGAGGAUCAGCCUUUGCUUGGCGAAACGGACGAGUCGCUGCCUGGAUACCGCACCGCAGAUGGAUCGCCAGAGCUUAUUUCGACUGAGGGACCGAUUAUGCAGGAGGUGCUCGAUCUUGAAUCGACGGGUGAGAUUGUGGAGGCCCAGCCAGAGAAGCCAGAGAGGACUUUUACCAAACCCAUCAUCUUCAUCAUUAUCAACUACGGCCUUCUUGCUUUCCACACCAUGACGUUGGAUUCUCUCCUUCCGGUAUUCCUCAGCACCGACCCACAGGGCAGCCAGGACAGCUGGUCGCUCCCCUUCAAGUUCGCAGACGGCUUUGGGUAUGACACCCGAACCGUCGGCAUCAUCUUGUCGAUCCAGGGUCUCUACUCGAUGAUCUCCACGUCCUUCUUCUUCCCCCGGAUAACCGGUCGGCUCGGAGCGCUUCGUCUAUUCCAGAUCAUUUCCAUGUCGUACCCUCUGCUUUACUUCGCCACCCCUUACUUCGUCCUGCUGCCCAGCAGCGUCCGCAUGGCCGGCGUUUACAUCCUGAUCAUUUGGAAGUGCACCCUCGCUACGAUGGCCUACCCCAGCAACGCGAUCCUCCUGACCAACUCGGCACCCUCGACAUUGACGCUCGGAACGAUCAACGGCGUGGCGGCCUCGAUAGCCAGUCUGUGCCGCGCCAUGGGACCGAUCGUCUCGGGGUACCUUUACACGGUUGGAUUGCGGGUGGGAUACUGCGGAAUCGUUUGGUGGUUCACGGCCUUUGUGACGAUCGGCGCGUCCUUCCUUAGCUUCGGAAUUACCGAGCCUCGGGGGAGACUGGAUGAAAAGGAGGAAUUUGAGGAACCUGCUGCUGAAGAUGCGGCAGCGAUCGAAUCGGCAGUCACAACUGAGCCUACAAAUACCCCCACGGCCAUCAACUUGGCCCCAACAACAACACCAACAACAACAACCCAAAGAGACUGA
This is a messenger RNA of Sordaria macrospora k-hell, 1764 nucleotides long. RefSeq lists its product as uncharacterized. The record is from RefSeq and is a predicted model, not a curated record. Gene Ontology annotation, molecular function: transmembrane transporter activity. Gene Ontology annotation, biological process: transmembrane transport. NCBI's taxonomy places the organism in Eukaryota, Fungi, Ascomycota, Sordariomycetes, Sordariales, Sordariaceae.